This is a messenger RNA of Anneissia japonica, 2058 nucleotides long. Its product is annotated as adhesion G protein-coupled receptor L4-like. The transcript is spliced from 14 exons. Gene Ontology annotation, biological process: adenylate cyclase-activating G protein-coupled receptor signaling pathway; cell surface receptor signaling pathway. The record is from RefSeq and is a predicted model, not a curated record. Gene Ontology annotation, molecular function: G protein-coupled receptor activity. Gene Ontology annotation, cellular component: membrane. The coding region runs from base 231 to 1601 and encodes 456 amino acids. NCBI's taxonomy places the organism in Eukaryota, Metazoa, Echinodermata, Crinoidea, Comatulida, Comatulidae.
CAACAAUAAUAAUUAUAACAAUAACAAUUAUCAUUAAAUAUAAACAACUAUCAAUUUCAGGAAGAGUUGUUCAAGAAGCUACUAGAGAAUCAGACCAGGUAUGGAACAGUGUUGAUAAAGAGUUCAAAGAAUUUGAGGACGAUGUUUUAUUACGGCUAGACACACCAUCAUCCAUACAAGAGUUGUACGAUGAACACAAUUUUGUUGGAUUAGCCAAGAUAGAGAGUUCAAUGGGUGACAUAUUUAUGAAUGAUAGCUUGGAACGUUUUAAUGAAAGUAAAGUAGAAUUUGUACUUCAUGUGCACACUGACACAGAAGAUGAGGUAGACCUACUGAUCGUGAUAGCUUACAGUAAUCAUACAAUGAGAAGUAUGAAAGUAAACGCAAGCGUUUCCAUUGAAGGACAGGAUGAAAUGGAUGUUGAAUAUCGGUAUUUAACUGACAAGAUUUUAACAUGCAAUGUGUAUAAUAUAAGAAAUCUAGUGGAACUUAACGCAACAUUGAACUUCACUAUAUUCGAAAACCUGAAUAUUUCAAUCACACAAAGUAGGCACGAAGACGUAGAGCCAAUAUGUCUGUAUUUCGAUGAAACACGCUGGACUUGGAGUGAUGAAGGGAUGAUGACAACCUACACGUCCCAGGAUCAAGUAUCUUGCUAUUCAGAUCAUAUAACCAGUUUCACCGUACUGUUGAAAGUUACUAAGAUAGAACAGGAAGGGACGCAGAUACCAAAAACGUCUGAAACUGUCAAAGAUGCGUUACCGGUGCCGGAAGUACUGAGCUUGUUGUCGCAAGUGUUUCUAUCAUUGUCACUUAUCUUUUUGCUUGUUUCUCUCAUCAUUUACUGUUCAUUUCUGGAACUAUGGAGAUCACUUCGCAAUUCAAUCCACAAGAACUUGGUUAUUAACAUGAUACUUAUGCAAUCGCUGUUUAUCUUUGGGAUUGAAAAAAAUGAGCAUAAAUCCAUGUGCACAGUUGUCAGCGUUCUUCUUCACCUCACUUCUCUAAACACCUUCACUUGGAUGUGUGGCGAGGCCGUGUAUUUGUUUUUCCAAGUGUCCACUUCAGCGUCAAGCAGAUUCAAUCGUCUACGACAUUUUAUGGCAUUUUGCUAUGGAAUUCCACUCGUCAUCGUUGUCAUUUCUACUGUUGGUUUUGCAUCAAAGUACAAUGUAGAUGACGUCUGUUGGCUUAAUAAAGAUACUGGAACGAUUUGGACUUUCGUCACACCUGCUAUUUACGUUGUUAUGCUUACCAUUGCUAUAAUGUGCGUUGUUUUCGAAAAAGUCUACAACAGACCAUCCUCUGGAAAAUGGGCGGAAUCAUCAACCAGAGAGCAGGACAAGUUCCAACAAUUGAAGUACGCUGCGUGUGGGACAGUUUUGCUGCUGCCAAUAAUGGGCACCACGUGGAUCAUCGGACCGUUUGCAUACAGUUCUGAUGAUACAUUCGUCGAACAUAGAGAUGUAGUCAAUGUGCUGAACGCCUUUCAAGGGAUCUUGGUAUUCUUUAUUUACUGUGUAUUUGAUUAUGAGACAAAGGCAUGUUUUCAAGCACGUUUCUCGAAAAAAAAAGUAGGCCUAGCUCCAGUAGUGAAAUGAAGCAAUGUGGUCUGCAAAGAUUUAUUGCUAGAAGGAAUGCAGUUAAGAAGGAAAACUUGUUGGCAGCGUUAAGAUGCAAAUAAUAAUAAUUGAAUCUGUAGCUUGGUGUUAAUGUUCCUGCCUUUCAAUUUCACGGUUCUGUGUUCAAUUCCUGUAAAGCUAUAGAAAUCUCACGACCCCAAAACAUCCCCAUUAAGCCUCAUAAUGGGACAUAGUCUAUAUAGGUGGGCCUACGUAAAGCAUUAUGUGAAUUUGCAUGCCUUCUGUAAUAUAAGUCAGUGAUUAAUAAAAAAAACAAAACCUUAAGACAUAUUUUCUAAUGUAUUUUAAUUGUGCAUAAUUUUUAAACUGUUCAGCGCUUUGAUAUUAUAUAAAAUGAUAUUACCAUUAUUAUAAUAAUACUAAUAAAACAUGAAGAAUAAUAUAAACAGAUACACAAGACCCUUAUUGUUAAUAA